ACACUACUUUCUCUCCAAUUUCACUUACCUCUUUUAACGUUUUUUUCUCUCCAAAUUUUCUCCUCAUCCAAACAAAAGAAAAGAAAAAAAAAAAGAAAAACAGAGAACCAACCAAAAGUCUGAAACCAUGGCCUUCCGCUUGAGCAACAAUCUAGUCGGAAUUCUCAACUUGAUAACAUUCAUCCUCUCGAUCCCUAUCCUCGGCGCCGGCAUCUGGCUGAGCCGAGAAGGCGUAACGGAAUGCGAGCGGUUUUUAGACAAGCCGAUUAUCGUAAUCGGAGUCUUCCUCAUGGUCGUCUCACUCGCUGGACUAAUCGGCGCGUGCUGUGGCGUAACGUGGCUACUCUGGCUCUACCUCGUCGUCAUGUUCCUCCUCAUCGUACUCGGCAUCGUCUUCACGAUCUUUGCUUUCGUGGUGACGAAUAAAGGGGCGGGAGAAGUGUUGUCUGGUAAAGGGUAUAAGGAAUACCGACUUGGGGAUUACUCAAACUGGUUGCAGAAGAGAGUUACUGAUGAGAAGAAUUGGAAUAAGAUUAAGAGCUGUUUGGCCGAUAGUAAAGUUUGUACUGAUUUUCGUGAGAAGUAUCUUAAUGAUACUGUCGCGGAGUUUUACCAGGAGCACUUAUCUGCCGUUCAGUCUGGUUGCUGUAAGCCUUCAAACGACUGUCAAUUCACCUAUGUUGGACCAACUAACUGGACUAAAACGAACGGCGUCUUCACCAAUACUGACUGCAAUUUGUGGGAUAACAAUCUGAAUACUUUAUGCUUCAAUUGCCGGUCAUGCAAGGCUGGGUUUAUAGACAACCUCAAGAGCUCUUGGAAGAAGGUGGCGAUUAUCAACAUCGUAUUCCUUAUCUUCCUCAUUGUUGUCUACUCUGUUGGCUGCUGUGCUUUUAGAAACAAUAGGAGAGACAAUGCUUAUAAUCAAGGGUGGAAGCCUUGAGGUUGUCUUUGUUUGUGCUUUCCCAUUUUGGAUAUCGGCACGGAGGGUUUAGUUUUGUUGGAUUUGCUUGUAUUUUCUGCACUCUACUUUAAUGUCCAUGUUUGCUUUUGGAUCUUUUAGUGUAUAGUUUUCUAUCAUUUGUCUAGUUGUUCUUAGAACGUUUUGGAUAUAUAUAUGAUCGUUUAUAUGCUUUUUAAAA
Theobroma umbraticum is the source of this 1142-nucleotide messenger RNA. Its product is annotated as tetraspanin-8-like. The record is from RefSeq and is a predicted model, not a curated record. NCBI's taxonomy places the organism in Eukaryota, Viridiplantae, Streptophyta, Magnoliopsida, Malvales, Malvaceae. Gene Ontology annotation, cellular component: membrane. Gene Ontology annotation, biological process: auxin-activated signaling pathway.